This is a messenger RNA of Trichoderma citrinoviride, 1809 nucleotides long. RefSeq lists its product as hypothetical. Lineage: Eukaryota; Fungi; Ascomycota; Sordariomycetes; Hypocreales; Hypocreaceae. Gene Ontology annotation, cellular component: CCR4-NOT core complex; P-body. The record is from RefSeq and is a predicted model, not a curated record. Gene Ontology annotation, biological process: nuclear-transcribed mRNA poly(A) tail shortening; regulation of DNA-templated transcription. The coding region runs from base 146 to 1660 and encodes 504 amino acids. The transcript is spliced from 9 exons.
GCCAGAUAAAAAGAAUUCAAGAUCGACGAAUAUCAGUCGAGACGACCAGCAACGACGGAAUUGAGCCUCGAACUACGGUCCGGACACAUUCGCGACACACUAUUCGCAGCCUCGUAUUGGUGCCUUUGCGCAGUCUCGAGCAAUCAUGAAUCGACCAGGAGCGGUGCCGCAGUCGCUGCGCGGAAUGCCUGGCGCUUUUGGAGGCCAACAGCAACCACAGCAAGGCCGAUCGGUGUCGACUCGAUUACCAAAUGGUAAACUAGCGAACAAUACCUCAGGCUGGGCGUUCAACGCAGCUGUUCCUAUGGGCAACGCUGCCUUUCAGAACCAGGCUCGCCAGCUGGGCGGCAAUGUCAGCUUUGCGCAGAGCUUGAGCGGGUCACAACCUGCAACACCGCUCGACCUUUCGGAAUUUCCAUCUCUAUCGAACAACUCCCAAAUGCCCAGUACUACGCAAGGGUCGAUGUGGUCUACGGCGGGUUCUUCCAGAACCAUCAGCGGGCCCAUCCAGCGGAAUCAGCCGGCGCCAGGCACAUCCCAGCAGGGCGGCCAGGAUGACCUCUUUGGCCCCCCGUCCGCACGGAUGCAGCAGUCAAACCAGGGCCCCUUUCGAUUCGGGCCUCAGCCAACGCAGGUCCAGCCUAAUAGCGUCGACGACUUCCCUCCGCUGAAUCGGACAUCCAACGGAGAGAUAGGCUCAGAGCGUGGAGCCAACUUGAUGUCUUCUCUGGGCUUCAACCCGCAGAACCCUGGCUCCUCAGGGCCUAUGCAGAACAACGGGGGAAACGGCCUGCUGAACGCUCUCACGGCGAAUAACCGGGCAAACGAAGCACGAUCGCCACCUGCCGUCGGCGCGGCAAACGGUCCUGGUAGACAACAGCAACAACAGACGCCGCAGCCUCAGCCACCGCAGCAGCAGCAGCAGCAGCAGCAGGAUAGUAAACAGAAGGCGGCAAUGUUUCGGGAAGACGAUUCAGCCAAGGCGUCAGAAGUAGCCUCGCCGGCCGCUGAGGGGCGAGGGUCUCUCGGUGUUAUUGGCAGCGAGGGUCCAAACGGACGAUCGGCCGAGCGCAAAGACAGCCAGGCUGCUGAGGUCGUAGAUCCGUUAGCCGGUAUGCCUGCGGUGGACAAAUGGGGUAUCAAGGGGUUGCGGACACUAAUGAACACCUACCCCGACUACCACGCCAUGAUUAUAGGGAUGGAUCCUAACACCAUUGGUCUCGAUCUGAGCUCCCCCGAACUGAUUUCAACCCAAGUCUACUCAUUAUUCGACGACGCUCCUCCGAAGCCGACAGUGAACCUUAACAAGUUUCGACUGCCCGAGUGCUACAGCGUGACGAAUGUGCAGCCGAUAGAUACCAAGAUUCAGAGUUUCAACGAAGAGACUCUGUUCUGGAUCUUCUAUAGCUGUCCUUUGGAUGCGAAGCAGCAGAUGGCCGCAGUAGAGCUACACUCUCGGAACUGGCGAUGGCAUAAGAAACUGCAGGUCUGGUUGACAAAGGACGAGCACAUGACGCCUCAAAUUCUGAGUCCAAACCACGAGCGAGGAUACUACAUUGUGUGGGAUACGGCCACAUGGCGAAAGGACCGAAGAGAGUUCACGCUGCACUAUGGAGAUCUGGACACGUCCCUCGGACAGCCGCCGCCAGUUCUGUCAUAAGGGGUUUUUGAGAACGGACUAGGGGUGCUCCUUUGAGCCUGGAGAGGGGUUGCCUGCUGACCAGAGACACAAGAGCUUGGUCGAGCUGCUUCAUCGUUUUGGCGUUCAGCCACUAGGACAAGGACUGAGGAUUUUUCAUCUUGCUUUUU